AUGAUUUUUCAAUCAAAGGAAUGGAUCCUCUCAGGCUCCUCCGGGCUAGAUGAUCUCCAGACUCGAACCGUCAGCACGCCAUCACUCGGAAGUUUCGAUGUCUUGGUGAAGAUGAAAGCUCUGUCAUUGAACCACAGAGAUGUUGUUCUCGCCUUGGGACUCUAUCCUCUACCCUGGAUCAAAGAUAUAGUCGUAGGUUCAGACGGAGCUGGUGAAGUGAUCGCCAUCGGGGACCAAGUCGCGCAUUUCAAAAAAGGGGAUCGUGUUGCAACGACAUUUUACCAAGACCACGCCUCUGGCCCUUUGACAAUUGAAGCAGCCCAAAGCGUGCUUGGGUCGUUGAAAAAUGGAGCUUUCAGACAGUAUGCUGUAAUUCCGGAGGGCGGACUUGUGAAGGUUCCAGAAAGUUUGAAAUGGCGGGAAGCUGCUUCGCUCACUUGUGCGGCGGUUACUGCUUGGAAUGCUCUUUUCGGGGAUAGGAAAACUGUCGCUGGGGACACUAUCUUGGUGCAAGGAACCGGUGGAGUGAGUCUUUUUGCUCUAGAGUUUGCAAAAGCCGUCGGUGCAACAGUCAUUGCCAUCACAUCUUCAGACGAAAAGGCACAACUGCUGAAGAGUAUUGGUGCCAAAGCGGUCAUCAAUUACACGACGAAUCCAGACUGGGGCCAGAAGGUCAAGGAACUCAGUGAGAAUGGCGAGGGAGUUGACAAUGUCCUUGACAUCGCUGGAGGCAAGUCCUUGCUCCAAAGUCUGAAAAGUGUAAAACUUGGAGGCGUGAUUACACUGAUUGGUAUUCACGAUGGAUUCAAUCCAGCAGAAUGGCCUAGCAUACUUGAAGUUUUGGGUCAUAUGUGCUCAGUACGAGCAAUUGCUUGCGGAUCGAGAGCACAAUUCGAAGAACUGGUCAAAGUUAUUGAUAUCAAUGCCAUAAAGCCUGUGCUUGAUCAGCAGAUUUUUGGGUUCGACGAUAUGAAAGCAGCCUAUGAAUAUCUAUUGAGCAAGAAACAUAUCGGAAAGGUCAUAAUUGAUGUGGAGUAGGCGAUGAAAACAUUCUUUCUUGGCAACGAACGAGAUCGAUAAUGAGGGCAAGAAACGUCAUCAAGAUACUGG
This is a messenger RNA of Hyaloscypha bicolor E, 1110 nucleotides long. RefSeq names its product putative zinc-containing alcohol dehydrogenase. The coding region runs from base 1 to 1038 and encodes 345 amino acids. The transcript is spliced from 4 exons. Gene Ontology annotation, molecular function: oxidoreductase activity. Lineage: Eukaryota; Fungi; Ascomycota; Leotiomycetes; Helotiales; Hyaloscyphaceae. The record is from RefSeq and is a predicted model, not a curated record.